Messenger RNA from Pseudophryne corroboree (corroboree frog), 5481 nucleotides. Its product is annotated as protein unc-13 homolog A-like. Lineage: Eukaryota; Metazoa; Chordata; Amphibia; Anura; Myobatrachidae. The transcript is spliced from 8 exons. Gene Ontology annotation, molecular function: diacylglycerol binding; syntaxin-1 binding; calmodulin binding. The coding region runs from base 603 to 1202 and encodes 199 amino acids. Gene Ontology annotation, cellular component: presynaptic membrane; plasma membrane; terminal bouton. The record is from RefSeq and is a predicted model, not a curated record. Gene Ontology annotation, biological process: synaptic transmission, glutamatergic; presynaptic dense core vesicle exocytosis; synaptic vesicle maturation.
ACAACAACAACACUUAUAUACAGUCCCACAAAUAAAUACAUCUUGAUAUCCCCAUUUCGGGGCCCCGGGAAGAGGUUACAUGGUAUACUGUACCCGGGAGUGCAGGGAACCGGGAGGGGACGUAAUAAUUUGGUGUACCCGCAGGGAGAACCAGGUGGUACCUGGAGGAGGCGUCGCAGGGUAUACUACCCGGGAGUACAGCGAGCACCCGGUGGCUCGUGUGCACGCCCCCUCCCCAGCACCUGUGACCGGCCCACGGUGGUCCUGUAUAUUGCAUAAUGAUACACAUGCAUGGUGUAUUAAAAAAAAUGUGUACGGUUGUUGUUGCUUUUUAUCCCAGUGACAAUACAGACACGGAAUAGAAGAGUCCGGUAGCAGCACGAGUUACUACGGUCAUGCUUGUUGAUACAGUGGGAGGGACAGGGCAGACCAGAGCCUGGAGAUGUGCAGUAGUUUCCCUGCUCGGAAAAUCAGACUACUACAACAAGAGAAAGAUCGGGACAAGCAGAAGCGGCUGAUGCGGUGACAGGCCUGCCCCUUACACGCCGCAGCUCACUGACCGCACUGUUCCUGUCUGUCCGGGACAGUGGACUCUCCUGGAGAUGGUGCUGCUCUGUGUGAGAGUGAAAAAGGGACAUUUUAAUGGAAUAUCAGGCAAUUGCAACACAUAUGUAAUUAUGAAGGUCCAGAAUCUGCAAAGUUCAACUGUACCUAGACCAGGGAGCGAUCCAUGCUGGGAGCAAGACUACUCAUUUGACCUCAAUGACACAGAGAGCGGUCUCCUUGUACAAGUGUGGAAGUCCUCUUGGCUUCGAGACUCCAUUUUAGGCAGUGUGUGGAUUCCACUCCAAGCAAUUAAACAUGCCACAGAUGAAGGAGUCGGGGAAUGGUGGAAAUUAUAUUCUGAAGUCAUCACAAAUGGAGAUGAAAUUUGUGGUAUCAAACCAACUCUCCAUGAGAUAUUAUUGGAUCUUUUCUUUGCAGUUCCGUUUGGUGGCAUGAGUGAAAAUCACGAUACAACCAAUGGAAAUGAAUAUUGCGUCACUUCAGACACUGUACAAGUGUGUCAUUUAUCGCAAAAUUAUAUUCUGAGUACCAUCAAAACAGAAUCAAGGAAUGAAGAUUCCAUUUUUACAAGCAGUGUUGCAAAAGAAAGAUGGAGUAGAGCAAUUCAAAAGAUGAGGCGGCACUCGGAGACUUGAAAACACAGUAAAAGUGUAUUAGAUAUGGAUCAACGUUUCGGGGUCUUCCCCUUCAUCAGGAUUAAGUGCAUUACAAUAAAAACGUGUUUAAAUAGACAAGAUAACUCACCCCCUGGAAGCACAUGACCUCCUGCAUCUGCCGCUGGCCGCGCCGCCCAGGCCUCCAGCUCGGCAUCCCCGGCGUCCCGGCGGAAGUGACGCUCCGGCGCCCAGCGGCGCGACCAUGGCAACGCUACAAAACAAAAUCGGAACAUGUAAACAAACCCCGUGCAGUGAUGCUACUAGCUGUGCUACCACUGGUGUCUGAUCUAAACUGACAAUAAUGCCUGUAUAAAAUACAUGAUGUGCAGUAUCCAUUAUAAAGUGUCGAUAUAAACAUAUCAUAAGAUAAAAUCUGUGAUACAUAUAAAAAAUCUGUGAUACUUAUGGACAUCAUGGCGAACGAUGGCUAACCCCAAUAUUAUCUCUACAUUUUUAAACCUAAUGUACAAAAUUCUAAACCUAGAACAAUCUUCAAAUGAGCAAUAAUACUCUUAUCAUAAAAAAGUGAACCUAUGAUCUAACUGUGUUAUUACAGGAACACUCUGCAUCAGGGUUGUCCUAUCUGAGAGUCUAUCAACCCUUUGGUGACGAUAAAUAAAACACCUCUGCCAAAACCUUAGUGUAACUUGUGGGGCCCACUAUGCUAGCACUAUGUGCAAAAACAGAUUAUUUUAUCUCCACCCCCUUACACAAAGUUUAUAAGGCCUGAGUUGUCGUUCAGACCGGCUGGUCUGAGCGUUUUGAGUCUAUGUAUCCACAUGGACUCUAAUUGCAACAAUUUUCUGCCUCUAUUUCCUCCCCGCAUGGAAUCUGGCACAUGAUCUAUGAUCCUAUGCUUAAAGGUAGCCAUAGUGUGCCUGUUCUCGAGGAAAUGCUUGGCCACCGGUUGAUCCCCCUUACCUGAUGUUAGGGCAUUACGUAUUGCCAGCCUGUGUUGUGCCAUCCUAGUUUUAAAUUGACACUCGGUUUUACCAAUAUAAUAUCUACCACAAGGGCACAUUAUAACGUAAACCACAAAUUUGGUGGUACAGGUCAAGGGCCAUCUAAUGGGGAAUUUCUUCCCUGAGCAAGGAUGUGUGAUACUGUCGCCUACAGACAUGUGUGAACAUGUCACACAGCCUGUACAUUUGAAGCAACCAUUUUUGCGGGUUAGAAAAUGCUCCGGUACUGAUUUAAACUUGGCCAUAUCCGUCUUUACCACCAUGUCCCUAAUACUUCGACCUUUGACAUAGCUUGGCAUAACACGGUGUCGAAAAGUGGUCAAAUCUGGGUCGGUGGUCACCAUAGGCCACAGCCUUUUCAACUCUUUUUGUACUCGAUUGCUGUGUACAUCAAAUUCGCACACCCAGGGGAUUAUUCCAGUCAGCUCUUUUUUGUUGGUGGAUUUGAGACUUUCUGCUCUGUUUCUGCUAACAGCUUUCUUUCUUGCCCUAGUUAGCAGCUGGCGUGGAUAACCUCUAGAGGCUAAUCUACAUUCCAUCUCAUCCAGUUGUUUGUCCCUCUCUUGCUGGCAGCUAUUGAUUUUACACACUCUCAACAACUGAGAGUAAGGGACACUCCUGACCGUUGCUGUAGGAUGACAACUAUCGUAUCUAAGUAUAGUAUUACUGUCUGUGGGUUUUUUAAAAAGGGAAGUGAUUAUUCGACCCUCCUGGAUUUUAAUAUUAAGAUCCAAAAAACAUAUCUCAUUACGGCUGCUGGUCAUUGUCAAUUUAACUGGGCUCGCAGUCUCAUUGUGUGUCUUGACAAUGUCAUGUAGGUCUGCUACCUCCCCAUGCCAUAUUAGCAACAGGUCGUCAAUGUACCUAUAAUAUAGGAACAACCAGCUAGAUACCUUACUGUUAGAGAAGAACAGGCCACGUUCUACCUCCCACAUAUAGGCAUUCGCAAACGAGGGUGCCACGGAGGACCCCAUGGCACACCCCGUUUGUUGCCUAUAAAACUGACCAUCAAAACUAAAAAAGUUGUGAGUCAAUGUGACAUUUAAAAGGGUCAUAAAGAAAUCGAUGUCAGGCCCCUCAUAGGCGACAUUGCCUGUAAUUAACUGUCUGACAGCCUGCAUCCCCUGUGCAUGGGGGAUGCAGGUGUACAGGCUAGUCACAUCAAUGGUGGCUAACGUUAAAUCAGUCGGUAUGUGGUCCAAUGACAAAAAAUUUUGAAGCAAUGUGGUGGAAUCUUUGAGAUGGGUAAAUGUGCCCUGAACACAGGGUUGCAGGUAACUGUCUAAAUAGAUUGCAAUCUUCUCGCACAGAGACCCCCGGGCAGAAAUAAUCGGUCUGCCAGGAGGUCUCUGUGGAUCCUUAUGAAUCUUGGGGAUGGUGUAAAACAGAGGUGACACCGGGAACUCGGACCCUAGCUUGCAAAAUACCUCAGCCGAAAUAAUAUCAUCAUCCCUAGCUUGUUGCAAUAUGUGUUUUAAUUCUGCCUGAUAUUCAGCUGAAGGAUCACAUGCUAACUUGCAAUAGGUCUGUCCAUCAUUAAGCAGUCUCAAACAUUCUUUAGUGUAAUCCACCAACUCCUGUACCACUAUGGCUCCCCCUUUGUCCGCAUUGCGGAUAACAAUAUCUUUUCUUUUACUGAGUCCUUGAAGGGCUUCUCUUUCCAUUCUCUGGAGAUUAUGAUGUAUUGGGCCCCGUCCUUUACUGCCUGUUGACUCCAACAUCCUGUGGAAUGUCUUCAACGAAGCAUUGUGGGAAAUGGGGUCAAAACGGGACUUAGAGCCCAGUUUUUGAACCCUGGGGGGGCAAAAGAGCCUUUUGUUUCAACGGUGGUUGUUUACUGAAAUGUUCUCUUAGCUUUAGAGUACGGUGCAGUUUGAAAGUACUGACUUUCCAUUUGAAGUCAUCACCAUAGUUAGUGGGGACAAACGAAAGCCCCUUGCUUAGGACACUUGUCUCAGCCGGGGAAAGCGGGGUACUUGAUAAAUUAAAUAUUAAUGUUUCUUCUCUCUUGGCAGUUUGGGACGAAUUCUGCCUUUUGUUUUGUCCACCCCGCCUCGUGCAUUUACGUUUCUUCCCCGUGCUGGCACUCCUGCACGGGUUCCCACCCCUAAAGGGGUCUCACGUUGUGAAGAAGAUGGUGAAGAAUGGCAGGCUUCAUCUGAUUCACUGGCAGAUGUGUUAUCAGUUCUCAUAGGUUGCCUUUCUCUACGGAAACGAUGACAUUUUGUUCCUGCAUUGGAACUGGCUGUGGAUCACAGCCAUGUGUACACACGAUGGUGUGCAUAAUCAAGCUGCACUUUGGUUAGUUUUUCUUUUUUAAACUUCAGCAAAUGAACCUUGUAUCGUUCCACUUGCUCAUUUAGCUUUGUCAGCCAUCCAAUGGACUGUUCAGCUGCCAACAGAUUGGAGUGUUCUUUUUCAAAUGAGGCUAUCAGAUCUCUUGUCUUGGAAUGCUCCCUUGUGGAUUCAUCAAUAACUAACAGGAUCAGAUCCAUGGAGCAUUUAUUUAGUAUGGAGAUCCACUUCUUACAGAACUCCAUACUGUAUCUGCCAAUUGUCGGCACAUUGUGCACUCUGAAUCCCCGUGGCAGUUGUUUAGCUCUAUAGUAGUCUGAUAAAGUGCGGCUGUGGUACAGGUAGUCUAAUUCCCUCUUUUUGAGGCAUAGCAAAUCUUUAAAAACGUCUUCAUUUGUGGGGAUAGACACUUCAGAAAAGACAGGUUCCCUGUGCAAAAUGCUCUCUGCCUAUAGCAACAUAGAAAUGCAAAACGAUAGUAAGUAAGUAUACAUAUACCAAUACAUAUCAUCACAUUCCUAGGCACACACAACAAAAUAAUAAUGGCAUUGUUUCCUGCAGAGCACAUACAUUUGGAAAACAAGUUUCAGAAAUUUCACGGUUCUGAAUUAUUCAUAUCUCAUUUAUCACUCCCACAUCAGUCAUUAUAGUUCUGCAUUUACUAGUUACAUACAGUGUUUGCAUACAUGAAAACAAAUAGUGUGAGAUCAUUCAGCUUGCACGGUUAAGCUAAACAAACCUGUUAAAAGUAUGUAUAUUAACAUAAAUUGUAUUAUUGUUAUAAUGGUGGUAUGGUUAUGGCAUGUGCGUUUUGUGUUGCACUUUGUUACUAAAAUCAAAUAUAUGAUAUUCAAUGAACUGAAAAAUGACAUUGUACUCCGAACAAACCCACUGUAUUAAAGCACUUUACUUAAUGUACCCUGAGGACUAAGACUGAUUGCACCCAAGCUACACAUGUCAACAGGGAUAUGAAUGCAUGUGUCUGCAGAGCACAACUAUAG